CGGUAAAUGAACUUUACAGACGUUCUUGUUUAUUUACAAUUUUUUCGUUAAAUAUCGCAAAAAUUCCCGGUUAAAAUGAGAUUUCUCAAUAUUGUAAUUUUCCUAUUUACGUCAUGCAUUACGUUAUUUUUCCUCUUUUUGAUUCUGCUGUGGAUGUACUUGGACUAUGAAAAAAUUCCAAACGUGGUUGUCAAAGCGAGACGCGAGUAUGAUUUCAUCAUCGUGGGAUCAGGAACAGCUGGAUCGACGCUCGCUUAUGCACUGACACGAGAAAAAAACUUUUCUGUGUUACUUAUCGAAGCUGGAGAUAAAUUUAAUGUAUUGUCGAAGAUUCCGAUGGCUAGUAUUACGUUACAAGGUAACGAUCGCUCCGAUUGGGGCUUUAAAACCGUUCCGCAAGAAUUUUCGUCGCACGGCUUGAUCGGCAAUCAACAAAAGUGGCCACGAGGAAAGGGAUUAGGAGGUUCGGCGCAGAUAAAUUACAUGCUACAUUUUGGCGGAGUGCCCAAAGACUUUGAUGACCUUGAAAAAUUCGGAGGACCCGAAUGGAGUUACGAAGCUUUGAAGGAACAUUUAUCGAUGCCCUUGGAAAAUGAGGGAAAAUGCGAGAAAAAUGACGCCAAAGAAACUUGUGACGAUACUCGAAGACUCAAAAAUCCGUAUUUAAAAUCAUUUUUUGAAGAUAUUUCGAUUACGCAAGUCAAUCCAUUGGAAUCAGUAUUAACAAAGGCUUACCUCGACGCUGCCGAAGAAGUCAAUGAGCCAGUUCGUUUCAAAGCGGCUCAAUAUUACACGAAGAACGGUUAUCGCCAUUCCACAUAUCAUACAUACCUGAAACCGGCAUUUUUCCAUGAAAACCUUCAUAUUAUGACGAAAACGCAAGUACUGAAGGUGCUUUUUGAUAGAAAAAGUGCCGUUGGAGUGCUUGUCGCUCGAGAUUAUGAAACGCCAUUCGAGAUAAAAGCUCGAAAGGAGGUAAUUUUGUGUGCUGGCGCCGUUCAAACACCACAAAUUUUGAAAAUUUCCGGUGUUGGACCCUUGGAUGAGCUGAAAAACUUUCAAAUUCCACCGAUAGCUGAAAAUUCUUUCGUCGGCAGGAAUCUUUACGACCAUUUCAACAUGCCACUUUUCGUGUCGGUCAACACUUCAUCGACUGUCAACCUGAAAAAAAUGCUCAGUAUCUCCGCAAUGAUGGAAUACAUCAAAAACGGCACCGGAAUCUACUCAAAUAUGGCGAUUUUUGCUCAAGGCAGCUCGUUGCAAGGCGAUCAUGCGAAUCUCGUGUUCGCAAUGGGCUCUGCCGAUGAAAAAGCCCUCAAAGAUGUCUCGAAUUACAAAGUUGAGACUUUUCGUAAAUUUUUUCCGCGAUAUUUUAAUCAUAGCGAAGAAGGAUUUGUCAUUAUAAGUACGUGUCAUAAGCCAACAAGUCGGGGAACGGUCAAAUUAUCCGGGAAUUCAGUCCUUGACGAGCCACUGAUUGAUCCGAGGUACUUGGAAACGGAAGCAGAUGUGAGAUGUAUGUUGGAUGCGGUCCGGUUGUCGUUUGAAGUGGUUCGAUCGAAGCCGUUACAGAAGUUAGGUGCGAUAAUUCAUUGGCCUCUGAUGAAGGAAUGUGAGGAAAAUGAGGAUUUAGAGCAAGAAAAACUUCCGUCGGAGAGAUAUUUGGUGUGCUUGAUGCGACAAGGAGCUCUAACAGCACAUCAUCCGGGAGGAACUUGUGCCCUUGGAACCUCAGACAGUGCCGUUGACGAGCAUUUACGUGUUCGUGGUGUCAAAAAAUUACGAGUUGUUGACGCUUCAGUCAUUCCAAUGCCAGUUUCGGGCACGCCAAACUACAUAAUAAGCGUUGUGGCGAAAAAAGCUGCUAAAAUAAUCUUAAAGAACGUUUAAAGUUGUGUUUAAAAACAAAAAUUGAUGAAAAUUCUUUUUAAAAAAAAUAUAUUUGUAAAACUUUUUUCUAACUAAAUUUAAAUAAAAAAAAAUUAUCUUGACCUCGAACGAGAUCUUCCGCG
This is a messenger RNA of Culicoides brevitarsis, 2012 nucleotides long. Its product is annotated as neither inactivation nor afterpotential protein G-like. NCBI's taxonomy places the organism in Eukaryota, Metazoa, Arthropoda, Insecta, Diptera, Ceratopogonidae. Bases 76 to 1890 code for a protein of 604 amino acids. The record is from RefSeq and is a predicted model, not a curated record. Gene Ontology annotation, molecular function: flavin adenine dinucleotide binding; oxidoreductase activity, acting on CH-OH group of donors. The transcript is spliced from 4 exons.